Molecule: messenger RNA, 402 nt
Organism: Pteronotus mesoamericanus
Lineage: Eukaryota; Metazoa; Chordata; Mammalia; Chiroptera; Mormoopidae
Product: 60S ribosomal protein L22-like
Exons: 1
Coding region: 1-402 (133 amino acids)
Biological process (GO): cytoplasmic translation
Cellular component (GO): ribosome
Molecular function (GO): structural constituent of ribosome; RNA binding
Source: RefSeq, a predicted model, not a curated record
AUGGCUCCCAUGAAAAAGCAUAUGGUGAAGGUGGGGCAAAAAAAUAAACAAGUUUUGAAGUUCACCCUUGACUGCACCCAUCCUGUAGAAGAUGGAAUCAUGUAUGCUGCCAAUUUUGAGCAGUUCCUUCAGAAGAGAAUCAAAGUGAAUGGAAAAGCUGGGAAACUUGGUGGAGGGGUUGUAACCAUUGAAAGAAGCAAGAGUAAGAUCACUGUAACUUCUGAGAUGUUGUUUUCCAAAAGGACCUUAAACUAUCUCACAAAAAAAUAUUUGAAAAAGAAUACUCUACAUGACUGGUUGCAGGUAGUUGCUAAUAGAAAAGAGAGUUACGAAUUGCAUUACUUCCAGAUAAACCAGGAUGAAGAAGAGGAGGAAGAUGAGGAUUAUAACUCAUUUACCUGA